CAGCACUUGUUUCUGUAUAGGGUUUUAGCAUAUUUUUGUUUCUCUCAUUUUCAUUUCGACUAUGUCCCUUUUCCGCCUCCUCCUCCUCCGCUCCAUCAACCGAGACCCUCCCAAGCCCGCCGCUUCUCUUCUCCUCACCCACUUCUUCCACAAUGUAGCGCUUAACCCUGCUUCCGAAAAUCCAAUCCAAGGUCCUCCCACCCCUCCCCCACCCCAACGCUCCUACGCCUUCACUUCAGCAGAAGAAGCCGCUGCUGAACGCCGCCGGCGCAAGCGCCGUUUGCGAAUUGAGCCUCCGAUACAUGCCCUUCGUGCCUCUGCCCCCUCUGCUCCUCCCACUCGUGACCCUAAUGCCCCAAGACUUCCAGACAGCACCUCAGCCCUCGUUGGCCAUCGCCUUAACCUUCACAACCGUGUUCAGUCGCUUAUUCGCGCCUCCGACCUAGACGCCGCCUCUCUUCUUGCUCGCUCCUCCGUGUUCUCCUCUACUCGUCCCACCGUCUUCACUUGUAACGCUAUCAUCGCGGCCAUGUACCGCAACAAACGCUUCAACGAGGCAAUUGCUCUUUUUCAUUUUUUCUUUAAGCAAUCUGAUCUUGUUCCAAAUGUUGUUUCUUACAACAAUUUGAUUAAUACCCAUUGCGAUAGGGGUGAAGUUGAUAUUGCUAUCCAAGUUUACCACGAGAUUUUGGAAAAGGCACCUUUUAACCCCUCUCCGGUGACGUAUAGGCACUUGACCAAGGGCUUGAUCGAUGCUGGGAGGAUAGGGGAAGCUGUGGAUCUGCUGAGGGAGAUGUUGAAUAAAGGGCACGGUGCCGACUCUUUGGUUUUCAACAACCUUAUAUCAGGGUUUUUGAAUUUGGGGAAUUUGGACAAAGCCAAUGAGUUGUUUGAUGAGUUGAAAGAGCGUUGUUUGGUUUAUGACGGGGUUGUCAAUGCUACGUUUAUGGAAUGGUGGUUUAAUCAGGGAAAAGAUAAGGAGGCCAUGGAGUCGUAUAAGUCGUUGUUGGAUAGGAAAUUUAAGAUGCCUCCUCCUACUUGUAAUACCCUUUUGGAGGUUUUGCUUAAACAUGGGAAGACCAAAGAAGCUUGGACCUUGUUCGAAGAUAUGUUGGAUAAUCAUACCCCUCCUAACACACAGGCGGUGAAUUCAGAUACUUUCAAUAUCAUGGUGAAUGAGUGUUUCAAGUUGGGGAACAUUGAGGAGGCCAUUAAAACAUUUAAGAAGGUAGGAACGAAGCCUGGAUCCAAGCCUUUUGCUAUGGACGUGGCUGGUUAUAAUAAUAUUAUUACAAGGUUUUGUGAACAUGGGAUGCUAUCUGAGGCGGAGAAGUUUUUUCAAGAAUUGUGUGGCAAGUCUUUGACACCAGAUGUUCCAAUGUAUAGAACCAUGAUUGACGCAUACUUGAAAGCAGGGCGGGUUGAUGAUGCUCUGCGGUCUUUUACCAAGAUGGUCGAGACUGGUUUGAGGGUGGUUGCCAGUUUUGGAACCAGGGUUUUCAGUGAAUUUCUAAAGAAUGGUAAGAACUUGGAAGUAGCCACACUUUUGGCGAAAAUGGGGGAGAAAGAGCCUAAACCAGAUGCCUCUAUUUAUGAUGUUGUAGUCAGAGGGCUUUGCAAUGCUGAUGAGCUAGACAAAAGCCUAGAUGUUCUGGACCAGAUGAUGAAGUAUUCCAUCGGUGUUACUCCUGCAUUGCAGGAGUUCGUGCGUGGAGCUUUUGGGAAAGUUGGGAGGAAUGAAGAACUUGAUAGAGUUUUAAAUGAAAAUAGGUGGAGAUUCCCUGGGCGUCAACCUCGACCUUUUGGACAGUCACCACGGUCACCCUCUGGACCUGCUGAGAUGGGUGAAUGGCAGUCAUCAGGUCCUCCACAAAUGGCAGGUGGACAGCAAUUUUCAGGAGCUUCUCAAAUGCCAGGACAGCAGUCAUUGUCAUGGAGAUCAACUUAGAUAUUGAUGCAGGGUGAAAGGUUUCGUUCAGUUUGUCACCCUGGAACUGAUCACGUUUGCGCAUCUGUUUUUGUGAUGGUUUAGCUAUUCUUGUAUUGGAGGAGAUCUCUCAAAUAUAUUUGAAAGUUUGAUACAAUAGCUUUGUGCCUUGUUUGACUUCUCUAUUAAUUCUAUGCCAAAAAUUGUAUUAGAACUGCUUAUUAUUUGUCAUUGGGUUGAGUAAUAACACUAAUCAUCAGUCAGGAUGCCUGGCAGAGCUAUUUAAGGUUUA
Messenger RNA from Gossypium raimondii (Peruvian cotton), 2219 nucleotides. RefSeq names its product pentatricopeptide repeat-containing protein At1g10270. Lineage: Eukaryota; Viridiplantae; Streptophyta; Magnoliopsida; Malvales; Malvaceae. Gene Ontology annotation, molecular function: protein binding. The record is from RefSeq and is a predicted model, not a curated record. The transcript has a single exon. Bases 62 to 1948 code for a protein of 628 amino acids. Gene Ontology annotation, cellular component: chloroplast.